AUGAUUUUUUCCGGACUACUUCAAAAUAUGGCGCCACAAGUGACUAGCUGGGAUGAAGUAGCCAGGAUGUCAGAGAAGACCGACCGGGAGACUGGUGGCUUCUGGUAUACCAUGUUCGCUGUCUUGGACGACGACGACGACGCCGUCUACUACGGGCAGCUGACUAUCCCCCAAGUCGACAUCACUCUCGAACAACUCACAGCUGCACUCAGCCCCCUACCCGACGAGAUCCUGUACCCAGGAUGGCCGACUUGCGACGUACAGCUCACUCAAGCUCCAGAAAAUUUGCCUGCCGAUAUCUACAUCAAACGGCCAGACGUGGAAAUGUACAGCGUCUUCCGAGACCACAAUGUCCUGCACCUCAUCUCAGCCCAGCUACUUCAAGAAGCCAAAACCAUGCAAUUCCUCUCGCAACACACGCAUCCCAACAUCAUCCGCUUCCACGGUUGCCGCGUCCGUCGUGGCCAUAUUACAGGUCUAAUUUUCAACCGGCAUCCGUACGACCUGAACGACCAUCUCAAAAACAACAUCGGCCCCGUUCUAAAGGAACCGUUCAUGGAAGCGCUCGGGUCGGCAGUCAAUCAUCUGCACUCCCUCGGCUGGGCGCAUAAUGACCUGAAUCCGACGAAUAUCAUGGUCAAUGCGAAUGGGAUGCCGGUAUUGAUUGAUUUUGGAUCUGCAAUGCCGGUUGGGGAGAAGUUGGGGACUAGUCGGGGGAAUGAGAAGUGGAUUGAAGGGAGUAUGGCGGAUUAUGAUACUUCGGAGACGAGUCAUGAUGCUUUUGCACUGGAAAAGAUCAGGGAGUGGUUGGAGGAGAUGACUUUGAACAGAUAG
This is a messenger RNA of Pseudomassariella vexata, 834 nucleotides long. RefSeq names its product kinase-like domain-containing protein. Gene Ontology annotation, molecular function: protein serine/threonine kinase activity; ATP binding. NCBI's taxonomy places the organism in Eukaryota, Fungi, Ascomycota, Sordariomycetes, Amphisphaeriales, Pseudomassariaceae. Gene Ontology annotation, cellular component: cytoplasm. The transcript has 2 exons. Bases 1 to 834 code for a protein of 277 amino acids. Gene Ontology annotation, biological process: protein phosphorylation; intracellular signal transduction. The record is from RefSeq and is a predicted model, not a curated record.